AUGCAGUACACACUCCUCCAUUUUCUCUCCAACAACACCAACAACAAAUCCUACACAUUUCCUUAUCCUAAGCCCCAUCACUUCCCCUCAUACCACCAUGAUUAUUUUCCCUCACUUUCUUGCCCAAGAACCCUCCAUUUUCCCACCCUUUCCUCCAAAACAAACACCCCGCCUAAGCCCCUUAAAACACCAGAAAUCCCCUCCAUACCCUCUCACCCCACCACUCAACCACCUCAAUCCCAACCCCAACCACCACCCAAUACUGAAUUUCAAGAAAAAAUGCUCUAUCUUGAUUCAAUAGGCCUAGACAUAUUCUCCCUAAUUAACCACCACCGUCCGAUCGUCCUCUCAGCCUCCUUGUCAAACAUCAAAUCCAUCAUUGAUUUACUCACCUCCAUGAACUUCACUCCACAAGAGUUCUGCCGUAUCAUCUCCAUGUGCCCAGAAAUCCUCAACUCCACUCCUUCCACCAUCACCCCAGUCAUCACCUUCCUACUCCGGGAAGCCCGCGUCAACGGCUCUGAUUUAAAACAUGUGAUAAACCGACGGCCCAGAUUACUCGUAUCCAGUGUCAAACACUGCUUGCGCCCCACUCUCUAUUUCCUCCAAAGCAUUGGCCUUGAAGAGGUAAAAAGACACACAUAUCUACUGUCUUGUAGUGUCGAAACAAAACUUUUACCAAGAAUCCAGUACUUCGAAAAAAUUGGGUUCCCUUAUAAGGAUGCUGUUUCCAUGUUUAGGAGAUUUCCACAGCUGUUUAAUUACAGUAUUAAGCAUAAUAUUGAGCCCAAGCUGAAUUAUUUUGUUGUGGAAAUGGGAAGGGAUUUGAAGGAAUUAAAAGAAUUUCCGCAGUAUUUUUCUUUUAGUUUAGAGAAUAGAAUUAAGCCCCGACAUCAAUUCUGUGUUGAGAAAGGUUUGUGUUUUCCUCUACAUACAUUGUUAAAGACAAGCGAAGCGGAAUUUGUAAGUAGGGUUGAUGUUUGUUGUAAUUCUUCUGUUCCUUUGAGAAGUUCUCCUUUGUAUUCUGUAAAUUGUGACAUUGAUUCUUCUACGAAUACAGAGUAA
This is a messenger RNA of Dovyalis caffra, 1065 nucleotides long. NCBI's taxonomy places the organism in Eukaryota, Viridiplantae, Streptophyta, Magnoliopsida, Malpighiales, Salicaceae. The record is from the annotation of a GenBank genome assembly.